AUGUCGUCGCUGUUAGUGUAUAUGUUGGCAGUUUUAAAUACCAACUUUUUGGUCAUACCACACACUAUUAAAGAACAAUGGGUUAAAGCAAAUUCAAUUACCAGUAGAAGUAGUGCUAUAAGUACGAAAUAUGUUGUCAGAACCCAUCCUAUCUUAGAAAAACGAGAAUUAAGAGCACGAUUGGCAGCCAAGGAUGAAAAAAUUAGAUGUAUUCGAACGACAUAUACACAUGUUUCCAAAAAUUCCAUUAGUUCACAAGAAUUAGCACAAUCAAGUGGAUCAACAUGGGCAGAUACAACUCGUAAUUUAAUUAGAAAAUUAUUUCAUGAUAUUGAUUUAGCAACUGUGAUAUGUGUUAAAUUAAACGGAAAACAUUUAGAUGUAUCGAAAGAAAUUUAUGAUAAUUCUAGUGGUUUUUUCCUUCAACUUGUACAUAUAAUAGAGCGAUGA
Messenger RNA from Didymodactylos carnosus, 450 nucleotides. The record is from the annotation of a GenBank genome assembly. Lineage: Eukaryota; Metazoa; Rotifera; Eurotatoria; Philodinida; Philodinidae.